Molecule: messenger RNA, 817 nt
Organism: Pyrus x bretschneideri (Chinese white pear)
Lineage: Eukaryota; Viridiplantae; Streptophyta; Magnoliopsida; Rosales; Rosaceae
Product: uclacyanin 1
Exons: 2
Coding region: 159-734 (191 amino acids)
Cellular component (GO): plasma membrane
Molecular function (GO): electron transfer activity
Source: RefSeq, a predicted model, not a curated record
UUGCUAAAAACCGAAAGAGGGGAGCGCCUUUACUUCUCCCUCACAUUAUCACUCUCUUUCGAGGUUACGUAGCAUUUAUAUUUUGUUCAAGAAUAAGAGCGAUAAAAGGAAGCACUUUGGGUGGUGCUGACUGCUGAGAUACUCUAGCUUGUGAGGUAAUGGCUCGAGAUGGGAUAUUGAAGGUGGCGAUCGCUGUUUUGUUCGUCGGUGUCGCUGCUGUGAGCCUCGGAGGGAGCUUGGUUGGAGCACAAGUGUACCACGUUGUCGGAGCAGACCGCGGCUGGGAUCCAUCCUCGGACCUUGCUUCUUGGUCCUCGGACAAAACAUUUAGGGCCGGAGAUAAGAUGUGGCUAGCCUACUCCACGGCGCAUGGGUACAUAGCUGAAGUGAAGAGCAAGGAGGAAUUCGAGUCGUGCGAUGUAACAAACCCAAUCAGGAUGUUCACGGACGGCCUGGAUACCAUCUCAAUGGACAAGGAAGGACUCCGCUACUUCGCAAGUAGUAACGUCGAGAGCUGCAAGAAUGGCCUUAAACUACACGUGGAAGUUAUGCCUCAGUCAUAUCAAGCUCCUGAAAUGCACAACACCAACGUGGCGGAAUCAGAGGGCCCUGCGUUGGUUGCAGCUAAUGGGCCCACAACCCCUUCUGGUUCGGCCCAUCUCACUGCAAGCUUCAUGGUGUUGUCCGUUGGGUUGCUUUGUUAUGUAUUGGGUUUUAGAGUAAGUAGUAAUUAAUUGAUGUGUGUUAAUUAUAAUUUAGUAAGAGAGUGAGGAUUGGUAUGAAGAAUUGGAUUUUGGUUUUAUUAUUUGUAGAAUAA